AGGAAGAACAGGAUAACGUUUCAUUCACUGUAGCUCAGUGUGUUCAGACUCACUCUGUCAGUUAGCAGAGGUAUUUGGUCUUUUGUGUAAAUCGGCUCUUUGCUUUCUUGGGUAGAUAUUAGUCAUAAUAUUCCAGUAAUUUGACGUUGACAACCUCAGCACGGCAACCUGAGCUACGUAGUAGCUAACGGAUAAUAUCAAACUUAGCUAGCUGCUAGCUAGCCGUGGGUUGAUUGAACAAGCACGCGAGGCCUACCGCAUCCUCGGUUUUUCCUUUGGAGGCUCUACCGAAGACGAACACACCAACAUUUUCUCGGUUUUCUUCAGCUGUAUCGUUUUUCCACGGGGUUUCUCAGACGCAAAAACAACAACGUGCCUGAAAAAAGAUGGAGGCUCCUCCUGUCACUGUGAUGCCAGUCACUGGGGGCACAAUCAAUAUGAUGGAGUACCUGUUGCAAGGCAGUGUGUUAGACCAGGCCCUGGAAAGCCUCUUACAUCGCCUUCGUGGUCUGUGUGACAACAUGGAACCUGAAACCUUUACAGAUCAUGAACUGGUUUAUCUUCUGAAAGGCCAACAAGGCAACCCUUUCAUUCUGCGUGCCCGGCGCUCCCUUUCCCACCCCAAAGCUCCAUGGCACCUGCGCUACCUGGGCCAGCCUGAAGUGGGAGACAAGAGCCGCCAUGCUCUGGUACGCAACUGUGUGGACGUGGCUGCCUCUCACAGCCUGCCAGACUUCCUAAAUGAGAUGGGCUUCCGCAUGGACCAUGAGUUUGUGGCCAACGGGCACAUAUUUCGAAAAGGCGCAAUGAAAAUUGUGGUCAGCAAGUUGUCACGCAUCCUAGUACCCGGAAACACGGAAAACACAGAGCGUCUGUCACUUUCAUACUUAGUGGAGUUGAGUGUGUUGGCUCCUGCUGGCCAGGACACUGUGUCAGAGGACAUGCGCAGCUUUGCUGAGCAACUCAAACCCCUGGUCCACCUGGAGAAGAUCGACCCGAGCAAACAGAGACAUUAAAUGACUUAGUUAAGGGGAUUAACUCCUCUCUGACUCCCAUGGAGAAAUUCUCUUGUUUUCUUUCUUUCUUUGUCUUUUUUUUAUUUUUUUUUAUUUUUUUUUUUAAACAUCAAUGUUCUCUUGUUACUUAAAAUGAAAUACAGUGCUACACUGAA
Molecule: messenger RNA, 1171 nt
Organism: Lates calcarifer (barramundi perch)
Lineage: Eukaryota; Metazoa; Chordata; Actinopteri; Centropomidae
Gene: med18
Product: mediator of RNA polymerase II transcription, subunit 18 homolog (yeast)
Exons: 3
Coding region: 387-1016 (209 amino acids)
Biological process (GO): termination of RNA polymerase II transcription; regulation of transcription by RNA polymerase II
Cellular component (GO): mediator complex; core mediator complex
Molecular function (GO): transcription coregulator activity
Source: RefSeq, a predicted model, not a curated record